UUUAAAUAGUAAUACAACGUCAAGCUCUGGUCGUGUGUCAUAUCCCGCGCGUUUUCUCACCGUCUCUCAGUGCUCGUCCGAGCUGAACCCUGGUUGAUUGUGUCGUUUUGGAUCUCUAUACGCAGCAGCAAGCUUGCCCUACACGCGACGAUGCCUUCCGCCGACAAGAAGCCCAAGACCUUGUACGACAAGGUUUUUGAUGCCCACAUUGUGAACGAACAGGAGGAUGGCACCAUCCUGAUCUAUAUUGACAGACACCUCGUCCACGAAGUCACCUCGCCUCAAGCUUUCGAGGGUCUCAAGAAUGCCAACCGGAAAGUCCGCCGGCCGGACUGCACUCUCGUUACCGUCGAUCACAACAUCCCCACCUCGUCGCGAAAAAACUUCAAGAACGUCGAUGAGUUCAUCGAGGAAGAGGACUCCCGCCUGCAAUGCUCGACCCUCGAGGAUAACGUGAAGGACUUUGGCCUCACAUACUUUGGAAUGGGGGACAAGCGGCAGGGUAUUGUGCACGUUAUCGGCCCGGAGCAAGGCUUCACCCUGCCGGGCACCACCCUGGUUUGCGGCGACAGUCACACCUCGACGCACGGCGCCUUUGGUUCCCUCGCCUUUGGUAUCGGAACCAGUGAGGUGGAGCACGUCCUGGCCACCCAGACUCUGCUCACCCGUCGGAGCAAGAACAUGCGCAUCCAGGUUGAUGGCCAGCUGCCCCCGGGCGUCACCAGCAAGGAUGUCGUCCUUCACGUCAUUGGUGUCAUCGGAACGGCCGGUGGUACUGGCGCCGUCAUCGAGUUUUGCGGAUCGGUCAUCCGAGGUCUGAGCAUGGAAGCCAGAAUGUCCAUGUGCAACAUGGCGAUCGAGGGCGGUGCCCGCGCCGGUAUGGUUGCUCCCGACGAGAUCACCUUCGAGUACCUCAAGGGCCGCCCUCUGGCUCCCAAGGUCGACAGCGCCGAGUGGAAGCGGGCGGUCAGCUACUGGUCCAGCCUGCGCACCGAUGACGGUGCUCACUUCGACAGCAGCAUCUACAUCAACGGCCAGGACAUCGUCCCCACCAUCUCCUGGGGUACUUCUCCUCAAGACGUCGUUCCCAUCACCGGUGUGGUUCCGGGCCCUGACGACUUCGAGGACGAGAACCGCAAGGCAAGCUGCCGACGUGCUCUGGAGUACAUGGGCCUCGUCGCCGGCACGCCCAUGAAGGAGGUUCAGAUCGACAAGGUGUUCAUCGGAUCCUGCACCAACUCGCGGAUUGAGGAUCUGCGGGCUGCCGCCAAGGUUGUCAAGGGUAAAAGGAUCGCCCCCAAUGUCAAGCGUGCGAUGGUCGUCCCCGGUUCCGGUCUGGUCAAGGAGCAGGCCGAGGCGGAAGGUCUGGACCGGAUUUUCACCGACGCCGGCUUCGAGUGGAGAGAAGCUGGCUGUUCGAUGUGCCUGGGCAUGAACCCCGAUAUCCUUUCCCCCCUGGAGCGCUGCGCCAGUACCUCGAACCGAAACUUCGAGGGUCGCCAGGGUGCUCUUGGCCGUACCCAUCUCAUGUCGCCCGCCAUGGCGGCCGCGGCUGGUAUUGUGGGCAAGAUGGCCGAUGUCCGUGAGCACAUCAGCACCAGCCCCGUCCUUGCCAAGGUGCGGCCGCAUCUGGAUGUGCAGCCCGAGCCCGAAGAGGUCAUCACCGACGACGAGCUCGAGCGCAUUCUCGACAUCCCCACCGACAAGGAGCCGCACGCCAACUCGUCUCUGGGCUCGAGUGCCGGUCUCCCCAAGUUCACCGUCCUCAAGGGCAUUGCCGCCCCCAUGGACCGUUCCAACGUCGAUACUGAUGCCAUCAUCCCCAAGCAGUUCCUCAAGACCAUCAAGCGGACGGGUCUGGGUAGCGCCCUCUUCUACGAACUCCGCUACAAGGAUGGUGAGGAGAUCCCCGAGUUUGUUCUCAACAAGGGUGUGUACCGCAACGCCAAGAUCCUUGUCGUCACGGGUCCCAACUUUGGCUGCGGCAGCUCGCGCGAGCACGCCCCCUGGGCGCUGCUGGAUUUCGGCAUCAAAUGCGUGAUCGCUCCCUCCUUUGCCGACAUCUUCUUCACCAACACCUUCAAGAACGGCAUGCUCCCCAUCCCCAUCACCGACGAGGCUACUCUGCAACGCAUCGCCGACGAGGCCCGCGCCGGCCGCGAGCUGGAAAUCGACCUGGAAAACCUCGAGGUCAGGACCGCCGAGGGCAAGAAGCUCGCCAGCUUCGAAGUCGACUCCUUCCGCCGCCACUGCCUGCUCAACGGCCUCGACGAUAUCGGCCUGACCCUGCAGAUGGAGGACAAGAUCCGUCGCUUCGAGAACAAGCGUACCCUGGAGACCCCCUGGCUGGAUGGCAGCGCCUACCUGAAGCGCGGCCCCCGUGGUCCCACCAAGAUCGAGGCGGCCCCGGUUCCCAAGACGAACCGCGGCGACGUCAAGAACGAACCUCUGGAGUGGUGAGGUUGUCGCUGUUGUGGUUUGCUUUCCUAAAAAAAUAAGGUCCUGCUUGGGGCCGCAUGACUGUGCAUGCUGUUGCUUUCUUCUUAUUAUCGGAAUAAUCUGGGAUUCGGCGGGCUUUGCUUUCGGGCUU
This is a messenger RNA of Penicilliopsis zonata CBS 506.65, 2590 nucleotides long. RefSeq lists its product as hypothetical. Gene Ontology annotation, biological process: L-leucine biosynthetic process. The transcript has 4 exons. Bases 151 to 2460 code for a protein of 769 amino acids. NCBI's taxonomy places the organism in Eukaryota, Fungi, Ascomycota, Eurotiomycetes, Eurotiales, Aspergillaceae. Gene Ontology annotation, cellular component: 3-isopropylmalate dehydratase complex. Gene Ontology annotation, molecular function: 4 iron, 4 sulfur cluster binding; 3-isopropylmalate dehydratase activity. The record is from RefSeq and is a predicted model, not a curated record.